GAUACUCAUUAUUAUUGACUCUUACUUGUAUUUCUCAUCAACGACAUGGUAUUGAUCCAUUAUUAGCCACUGGAAGACUGCGACUUUGAAAGCAAUCCUCGAAAGGAUACUAAAAAAUGCACUCCAUUCUCUGCAUGUCACGGUCAACGACCGCCAUCAAACCAGUACUUCUGGGCAGCAGAGUACCAGUUGCAAGUCCAGCAUCCUCUAUAUUCAAGAGAUACAGCCACGAAUCCUACGGAGGGGAUGACAACCCACAGGGAGAACGACCUGCCUCUCGCAAGAGUCGCGAAUUAGAGCAUCCCGGCCCUCCACCCCCAGACACAAGCAAAGGAUCCGCCAGUACCGGCACCAAACCCCAGUCACAACAAACCCAAGAAGAUGAUCUAUACCACAAGAAGCAGCCCUCCAACAAAGCUCGACCAACCCUAAGCUCAGGACGGGAAUCGCCUAAUGUCGAUGAGCAGGGUAAUACUAAAGAUGAUGUACCAGAAGACGUGAGACAGCACAAUCGGGAGUUGAGUCAGAGGUAUGAUAGGCCUUAUAAUCAGAUUGCGGAUGAAGGGAAAGUGAGUAAAGGGUUUUGGAAGGGGAAUGAGGGGAGUUUGACGGAGGAGCAGGGUGGUGCGAGGGGGCAGUGAUAUAUUGAAAUUUGCGUUUGAUGAAUAACAGAUCUCGUUUGCUAUGAACUAUGUUUGAUAUAUUGUCUGGCUGUAUCUCCCUAUAAAGCUAUAUGAAUAUUCAAGCAUCCUCGCAUUAACGCUGCUCUGAUAACAGAGGCGUAUGCUCUGUAGCUUGCUGAUCUUGCACUUCCUCGGCUGCAGGCUGCGUCUCGUCAGCCAUAAAGGGAUGUUCAAUGAGAUCUUUCUUUGGUCCCAGGUACUCAAAGUAAACUCCCAUGACAAGAAGUGUCCCUUGCAACAGGGCAGUAAUAACGUAUACCCCCCACGCACUCCAGCCUUCAGCACCCAAUCUUUGGGCCAGACUUGCGGCCCAGACCAGACUACCCGGUGUUUGAAUGCACAUCAUGGGGAUACUCAAACUACCGACUUUUUGUAGUCGGAAUGUGGUCCAGAUUUGUGGGAAGUAUUGGAUGGAUGCGAGAACGGCGGACAUGAUACCCAGGAUAUUGGCCCAGGCUUGUAGAUGGUCGGGAUAUUUCAGGGCAACGACAAGUGAUAUAAUAAGCACAAUUGCUGCGUGAACGAGACAAAUGAGUGCUACGACGACAGCGGUGGCAUAGCUCGGUUGUUUAUCGUCGGUGUCUUCAAUAUCAGCGUUACCAUUGCCGUUGCGUUCGUUCUCUGAUUCGGCAGAUGUCGUAGGGUCGACCAGGGAAGUCGCACGAGGAAAGUAUAUCAGAAACAG
This is a messenger RNA of Talaromyces stipitatus ATCC 10500, 1368 nucleotides long. RefSeq names its product conserved serine-rich protein. The transcript is spliced from 2 exons. Bases 117 to 641 code for a protein of 174 amino acids. Lineage: Eukaryota; Fungi; Ascomycota; Eurotiomycetes; Eurotiales; Trichocomaceae. The record is from RefSeq and is a predicted model, not a curated record.